Molecule: messenger RNA, 6009 nt
Organism: Jaculus jaculus (lesser Egyptian jerboa)
Lineage: Eukaryota; Metazoa; Chordata; Mammalia; Rodentia; Dipodidae
Gene: Specc1l
Product: sperm antigen with calponin homology and coiled-coil domains 1 like
Exons: 17
Coding region: 487-3846 (1119 amino acids)
Biological process (GO): actin cytoskeleton organization
Cellular component (GO): filamentous actin; microtubule organizing center
Molecular function (GO): protein binding
Source: RefSeq, a predicted model, not a curated record
AGAACCUGGCUCGUGACAUCAGAUUGCAUGUGAAUAGCCCAGUGCUUGCAUUUCCUAGCAGCCCGGGUUAAUUGCCUAAGUUGAGAUGGGGGGGACAUCUGUCGUUGCUGUCCCCCCACUCCCCCCCAUGGACAAGCCGCCUUAGGGGAUGACUUGGAAAAGGAAACUCAUUUCUAUGUCGGUUCAGCCUAUGGACAAGACCGAACUGUCAUCACUCAAAUGCUGGAAACUUUGAUUUGUUGGAUCCCUUGAUGAUUUGUCCUGUAAAGUACAGGAAGGGCCAGUUGGAGGUGGAAAAAUGAUUUUGUCAUGAAGUGGACAGUGUCUCGUGCUGUUGGCUCAUGCGUGCAAUCUUAAUGCUCGGUAGACUUGAGGCAGGAAGAUCUUGGAGGUGACUUUGUAGCAGAGGUUCCCUUGCAGAACUGACUGGACACCACACAUCUUACCAGAUUUGAUUGUAAAUGUAUCGCGAAGAGGCAGCCCAGAAUGAAGAAAGCAAGCAGGAGUGUUGGCUCAGUGCCUAAGGUGUCUGGGACGAGUAAAUCACAAACAGUAGAAAAAAUUAAGCCUGACAGCAGCUCUUCAGCGGCAGUAGGAGGCAGACUUGUAAAGCCCGGCCCAGCAGCGUCUUUGUCAAAGACCAAGAGCAAUGACGACCUCUUGGCUGGAAUGGCUGCAGGAGUGACAGCGACGAAUGGUGUCAAAGGGAAGAAAAGCACGGGCGCAGCCUCGGCCCCGUCGGCCCCCGGCCCGGCCAUGACCCCCGUGGAGAGCAAGCCCCGGGUCAGCACAGGCACAAGUUCGUCAGCCAAACGGAGCACUUCUGCUGGUGCAAAGGAGUCCAGUUCUAACAGAGAAAGAUUGCGUGAACGGACCCGACUGACCCAGAACAGGAAGCUGCCUUCAGCCGCCCAGGGCGCUAAUGAGGUGUCGUUGGGGAAACGCUCCCGCAGUCGUACUGCUGCGGAAUGUGACGUCCGCAUGAGCAAGUCCAAGUCGGACAACCAGAUCAGCGACAAAGCUGCUUUGGAAGCCAAAGUGAAAGAUCUGCUCACUCUGGCAAAAACAAAGGACGUGGAGAUUUUACAUUUGCGAAAUGAGCUCCGAGAUAUGCGUGCCCAGCUGGGCAUUAGCGAAGAUCCCGGGGAGGGCGACGAGAAGUCUGAGGAGAAGGAGGCCAGCGUUGCUCACCAGCCCACUGACGUCGAGUCCACACUGCUGCAGUUACAGGAGCAGAACACCGCCAUCCGUGAAGAGCUCAACCAGCUGAAAAAUGAAAACCGAAUGUUGAAGGACAGGCUGAACGCCCUGGGCUUUUCCCUGGAGCAGAGGCUCGACAGUUCUGAGAAGCUGUUCGGCUAUCAGUCCCUGAGCCCGGAGAUCACCGCAGGUAACCAGAGUGACGGAGGGGGCACUCUGACGUCUUCCGUGGAAGGCUCCGCGCCGGGGUCCGUGGAGGACCUCUUGAGUCAGGAUGAGAACACGCUCAUGGACCAUCGGCACAGCACCUCUAUGGACAACCUAGACAGUGAGUGCAGCGAGGUGUACCAGCCCCUCACCUCGAGCGACGACGCCCUGGAUGCUCCGUCCUCCUCGGAGUCGGAGGGCGUCCCCAGCGUAGAGCGCUCUCGCAAGGGGAGCAGCGGGAACGCGAGCGAGGUGUCUGUUGCUUGCUUGACCGAGCGGAUUCACCAGAUGGAGGAGAACCAGCACAGCACCAGCGAGGAGCUUCAGGCCACGCUGCAGGAGCUCGCCGACCUGCAGCAGAUCACCCAGGAGCUGAACAGCGAGAACGAGAGGCUUGGGGAGGAGAAGGUCAUCCUCAUGGAGUCCUUGUGUCAGCAGAGCGAUAAGUUGGAACACUUCAGCCGGCAGAUCGAGUACUUCCGCUCCCUGCUCGACGAGCAUCACGUCUCUUACGUCGCCGACGAGGACGUGAAGAGCGGCCGCUACGUGGAACUGGAGCAGCGCUACGUGGACCUGGCGGAGAACGCCCGCUUCGAGCGCGAGCAGCUUCUGGGCGUGCAGCAGCACCUGAGCAACACCCUGAAGAUGGCUGAGCAGGACAACAAGGAGGCCCAGGAGAUGAUCGGGGCGCUGAAGGAGCGCAGCCACCACAUGGAGCGCAUCUUCGAGUCUGAGCAGAAGAGCAAAGCCGCCCUGGCGGUCACGCUGGAGGAGUACAAGGCCACCGUGGCCAGUGACCAGAUAGAGAUGAAUCGUCUGAAGGCGCAGCUGGAGCAGGAGAAGCAGAAAGUGACCGAGCUGUACUCCAUCCACAACUCUGGAGAUAAGUCUGACAUUCAGGACCUCCUGGAGAGCGUCCGGCGGGACAAAGAAAAGGCAGAGACUUUGGCCAGCAGCUUGCAGGAAGAUCUGGCCCAUACCCGGAAUGAUGCCAAUCGACUGCAGGACACCAUUGCUAAGGUAGAAGAUGAAUAUCGAGCUUUCCAAGAAGAAGCCAAGAAACAAAUUGAAGAUUUGAAUAUGACAUUAGAAAAACUACGAUCAGAGCUGGAGGAAAAAGAGACCGAGCGGAGUGACAUGAAAGAGACCAUCUUUGAACUGGAAGAUGAAGUAGAGCAGCAUCGGGCCGUGAAGCUUCAUGACAACCUCAUUAUUUCUGACUUGGAGAAUACAGUUAAAAAACUCCAAGACCAAAAGCAUGACAUGGAAAGAGAAAUCAAGACCCUUCACAGGAGACUUCGGGAAGAGUCUGCGGAAUGGCGUCAGUUUCAAGCUGACCUCCAGACUGCAGUGGUCAUCGCAAAUGACAUUAAAUCUGAAGCCCAAGAGGAGAUCGGAGAUCUGAAGCGGCGGUUGCACGAGGCCCAGGAGAAAAAUGAGAAACUCACAAAAGAAUUGGAGGAAAUAAAGUCACGCAAGCAAGAGGAGGAGCGGGGUCGGGUUUACAACUACAUGAAUGCUGUUGAGAGAGACUUGGCAGCUUUAAGGCAAGGGAUGGGCCUGAGUCGAAGGUCUUCAACUUCCUCUGAGCCGACACCCACAGUGAAAACCCUCAUCAAGUCUUUUGACAGCGCGUCCCAAGUGCCAAAUGCUGCUGCAGCUGCUGCAAUUCCUAGAACGCCUCUGAGUCCCAGUCCUAUGAAGACCCCUCCCGCAGCAGCUGUGUCCCCCAUGCAGAGACAUUCCAUAAGUGGACCAAUCUCAACGUCCAAGCCUCUGACAGCCUUAUCAGAAAAGAGACCAAAUUACGGGGAACUCCCUGUGCAAGAGCAUCUGUUAAGGACAUCGUCGACCAGCCGGCCUGCUUCUCUGCCGAGAGUCCCUGCUAUGGAGAGUGCCAAGGCCAUCUCAGUGUCUCGAAGAAGCAGUGAAGAAAUGAAGCGAGACAUGUCCGCAUCCGAGGGCGCGUCGCCAGCUUCUCUCAUGGCCAUGGGCACCACGUCGCCACAGCUCUCCCUGUCUUCCUCACCCACGGCAUCUGUGACUCCCACCACCCGGAGCCGGAUAAGGGAGGAAAGGAAGGACCCCCUCUCGGCUCUGGCAAGAGAGUAUGGAGGAUCCAAGAGGAACGCCUUGUUAAAAUGGUGCCAGAAGAAGACGGAGGGCUACCAGAAUAUCGAUAUCACAAACUUCAGCAGCAGCUGGAAUGAUGGGCUGGCCUUCUGCGCACUGCUGCACACCUAUCUCCCAGCUCACAUUCCAUACCAGGAGCUGAAUAGCCAAGAUAAGAAAAGGAAUUUUACUCUGGCUUUCCAGGCAGCUGAAAGUGUCGGCAUUAAAUCAACCCUGGACAUCAAUGAGAUGGCACGGACUGAACGGCCUGACUGGCAGAACGUGAUGCUCUAUGUCACAGCCAUCUACAAGUACUUUGAAACCUGAGCACACAGGAAAAGCUGCCGCCAGCUGGGGACCGCUGCAGUCAGCAGGCGACACCACACCAUUAGCUAGCACCCCUAAGGCUUCCAGCGACUCCGGGCUGCCCUGCGGGGUCUGAGCUCACCCGAGGCCUCCGCGUCAGAACUGGACCUGCAGACCAGGACUUCUGCGCGGCCAUCCUGGAACAGCUGGGCUCAGAGUAGCAGGCUUCCUUCUGGAGAGCGUCGAGCUCCACUGCUGCCCUGGGCAUGAAAGCAUGGCAGCCUGUGCCCGCUAACCUUGGGAAACAGGCUUAGUGAAGGCUUCAGCCACGGCACUUCUUGACUUCGCCUGCGUGGGUCCCCGCGCCAGACUUGUCCCGUUGUGGGGGCCUGGUUCCGUGUGCCGGGGCUGUCCUGGCCACUGCACUUAUCUGGAGUGUCAAGACGCCGGCAUGAGGCCCACAGCUGGCUGGGUCUGCGCCGCUGCCAGGCUCCUUUCUGUGGGAAGCAGGCAGGGCCUCGCUGGUGCCAGCUACCUGCCUUCAGCUCCAGAGGAAGGAUGGGUCACAAGGAGUUCUCCUAGUUAAAAGUUUUUGUUCCAUUGUAAGCAAUAUUGAGGAAAAUAACUCCUCUUCUGUUAGCACCAAAGUCGAUCACUUCAAUAAGCAGAGAAAUGAAACACCGGGGUCUUAGCACGGCGAGCGGAAGGUGGGGGAGGAGCAGGAGGACGCGCUCUGGGUCGGAAGGUCAAGUCACUGCUGGUUGCUCCUCCUGUAGGAAUUAAGACGGUGCCUUAGUCCCCACUCCAGGACCAGUGUGGGCGUUGGUGGGGAUUCAUUGGUGGAGGUGGUCCCACUCUGUUCCCAUCCUUCAGCUGUGGGGCUGCACUGUGUGAGCAAAGGCCUUAAUUCUGUCGACUUUCUGGCUGGGACUCAGCAAACCCUUUGGGAGCAAGAAGUCCAUAUCUCAUGAGUGCCUGACAGAGUGACUGUUGUCUGAACAAUGUUGAGACCUGUAACUUCCAGAAUGCCAUGGUGUUUGGCCCCUGUGAGCCCCAUGAGGAAGACUGUCCCUCAAUGAAAGGGGAGUCACAGCCCCUCUGACUGAUGGAUAGAUGCUAGAAGGGGUCAAGUGUGGGCUGUGGAUCUGCAUCUCAUCCUCGUGCUGCAGGCCAGGAGCUGACGCGCCUGGGCAGCCUGGAGGAGAAGGCGAUCACGAGCAGCGGGCUGCUCUUCCACCCUGCCUGAAUGUCCAAAUCUGGCAGCUCAGGCUGACGCCCCUCUUGGAGCUCUUUCAGGAAAUGUCCGUUCCCAGCCACAGGCGCGGCCAGUGGGCAGCAUCAAGGCACAGAGGGCACCAGGAGGCCCACAUCACUGGCGCCCGCGCCCUGCCAGGCGUCCUGGGCUCGGUGCUGCUGUUGCCCUCAGGCCCAGCGGCUUUCCCUGUGGGUCUCCGCGGAACCUUCCGGAGGGGCAGGCUCUGCUCCUUUUGGCCUUGAUGAGGCCUGUCGAGGAUGGACAGGAUGUUUGAUCUACACUGUCGAUAUUUAUUAUGUCACGGGGGUUCCUGUAAAAGAGACUUUUCUGGCUCUGCGAUUGACAACUUUUGACCCUUGCUGGCUGCUUGAGUCCAGCCAGCCCUGUUAGCUCAUGCUGUAAUGGGGGUGGCCAGAGUUUGCUGGAAAGAUUUGGAGGAAGGUGGUUGGUUACCAAAGGGGUGUGUCCACAUUUCUGUUCUGGAGUCCGUGGGUCCAGCAUAGACCUGGGGUCAGUAGUGGGACAGAGGAUUAGCUAGAAGAACCUUCCCUCCCCCCACCCCCCAGGUUCCAGCCACAUUUAUAGGCGAGUCCACAGGGGAUCCAGAGAAUUGGUUUUGCCUUUUCUAACGGGACCCUAGAGUACUGUCAGUUCUGUGGACGUGAGUGUAGAUGGCUACGUGUUUUUCUAAGUGAUAUUUGGGGGUUGAGGAUGUAGCGCAGUUGGUAGUGCCAGCCUAGCAUACAUGAGGCACCGGGUUCUAACCCUAGCGCUAAUUAAACCAUGUGUGGCAGUACAGGCCUGUAAGGAGGUAGAGGCAGGACGACCAGGAGGUCAAGGUCAUCCUUGAAUCCAUAGCAAGUGUGAGGCCAGCCUGGGCUGUGUGAGACCCUGUCUUUAACAAAGAAAAGUGAGCUGGGCGUAGUGGU